Molecule: messenger RNA, 3146 nt
Organism: Erpetoichthys calabaricus (reedfish)
Lineage: Eukaryota; Metazoa; Chordata; Cladistia; Polypteriformes; Polypteridae
Gene: c1h12orf56
Product: chromosome 1 C12orf56 homolog
Exons: 13
Coding region: 120-1970 (616 amino acids)
Source: RefSeq, a predicted model, not a curated record
AGACAAUAAAAUGCCAGAGGGAAGCUGGCACAGAUGCAGAGUUGCUGCAGGUUGUCCGAGAUCUCUUGCAGAUACUCUUGCUGAUUCUCGACCGAGUCUCGUCCCUUCACGGAACCAGCAUGGCGAGACGAGACGCGAGCGCUUUCAUCGGUUCGAAGAACAGCAAGUUAGAUUCCUUCCUUAAGAGGAACCUUCCUCAGAGUGUAUACGAGAGAGUCCGGGUACACGAAGCCUGCGUGGUCAUCUCCGACAGCGUCAAUAAACUGUACAUGUUCGUGGUCCUUACCGAUGACUGCAUCUACUUAACGGAAAACCCGCCGAAAACUGUGCGUGUGGCGGCGCACUUUGGGGACAUCUUUGGGGUUGAACUGGUGAAUGAUGUUCCUGAAUUUCUUAGUGGACGUGACAGAGAGAGUGCGCAGCACAUUCGUGUUAUCUAUAAAACAUCAAGACAUCAGAAGAAGCAAAACAAGAAAACUUCCAGUAAAGGAACUGUUCUACCAUUUGUCCAGGCUACGAGAGGCAAUGUAAAUAUUUCCUCUGAUCAGAAAGCAAAUGAAAAAUUUUCCAAUGGACACUUAUUAAGAACAGGUGCAACACUGAGCAGACGUGCAACCACGUCCAUUUUAAGAACAGAAGCACAAACACUGGCAGUGAAACAGUCCAGAUCAUUGUCCUGUCCUGCCUCAGACAAUGAAAAUCUCCAUGUCGAUGGCAAAGGUGAUAAACCACGGCCCCUGCCACGGCCUCCUUCAUCAAGCCAAUCUCUAGCAUCAUUUUCUGACUUUACUCCUGAUAAACUACUGUAUAGUGAGAAAAACAGUAUGGGUCUUCAUGCUUCUCUUAUCAAUGAACUGGAUACAGAUGCUGAUGAGAAGAUGGAGGCACAGUUACACUUGUAUGUUGUUUCAGAGUCAUCUCUUUUAUUUCUCCACCUCAAGAACUCCUGGAAUAAUUAUAUCAUUCGCUCAACUCUCAUGCAAGAUCCUCAAUAUUGUAGAAAAUUAGGUUUAGCAGUUGAAUCUACUGGCCAUACACAAAAUGUGUGCAGAUCAGAUCAAAUGGCAAAACUAUUCAAUCAACUUACAAGUGAACUCUUCCAGGAUGAAAUUUCUCUGGAGAAAAUGUACAGUCUUCUUGUGGAGCUAAAGAUGGCCGCACAAAAGUAUUUUGUCUUAAAGAGGUUGUUCUGGAAGUCCAGUGAUCUGUUUCCAUUCCUGAUCAACACACUUUGUGAUUACCCACCAAAUCGCUUACAACACAAUAGAGCUGAAGACCAUGACAAAACAGAAGACAAGCUUAUUUUUUGCACACUUAUUUUAGACAUCUUAGCUUUGAUGCUUCAGGAAACAGAAACUGAACCAGCUUGCCUCAGCCUUCUCAUAUCGAAAAGGGGAAGUUUAAUAAACAAUCUUUUAAUGGUUUUAAUUGGAGAAAAUCCAUCUGAAAUUGAGACUGUGGUUCACUCAGGGACUCGAAAAACAAAUACUCGACUUCUGGACAUGUCUCAAGAUGCAGAGAUGGAGAAUUUAAAAAGGGAAUACUUUGAAGCAUCUGUCUCAGUAUUAUAUGCAAUCAUUCUGAUUGCUAAUCAGCAAGGAAGCCUGUCCUCUUAUUCAGGAAAAUUCAUGACAGUUGGAUGGGUCAUAUCAACACUUCAGUCAUUUCCAACUAUAGUCUCCUUUAUCACAGGUAUAGUUAAGCAGGUGACUUCAAUGCUGUCUCUACCGACACCCCCUCUCAGCCCUGGCCAGAUGGUGCUCCUUUACCAACAAUGCUACAUCCUCAUCUCCUGCAUCAAGCAUGGCAGCAGCUUGGCCACCUUCAUAAGGACAGAGUACAGAGAGGAGUUUAGGUAUUUUAUUAAGCCUGACUCAGUAGAAGAGAAGUUUUCUCCGCUGUAUCCAAUUACGCAACCUGCAUUUCGCCUUAUUUGUCAAUUGCUUACCCUUGUGGAGCAGGAGUCCUAAUAAUGUCAUUCAGAACUGUAUUCCCAAAAAACCUGUGAAUGCUGUAUUUAUAAAAUAAAAAUAUAUUUUUGUAUUUAUGAUUUUAAUUACCAAAGCUAGAAUGUGAUUUUAGAAAAUAUAUUUUUAUAUUUAAGCAUUUUGUUAAAAUUUGAUGGCUUUCUUGUAGUUUAUACUCAAUAAUUGUAUUCCGUGUAUUCCAGUAUUAGCCAUUUGUUAUGAAAACAUUAUGCAAAAAUGUCUUUAAAUCAUUUUUUUCAUUGGAUCCAUGAAUACAGCUCAGAUAUAAUAGAAACUGACCUAUACAAUUAUGCAAACAAAUAUAAUGAAAGGUUAUAAUUUACUAUUAUUUAUUUUACUUUUCUCAGUCAGUUUUUAUGUUUUACAGUACAUCACCAUUCAAAAUGCACACCAUCAUAAUGCACUUUUCCUUUUUAUAGUGAAUUUCAGCAUACAGAAUUACAGUUAAGGCCAUCAGUAUUUGGACACUGACAUCAUUUUCAUUAUUUUGGCUCUAUACGCCACCACAGUGGAGUUGAAAUGAGGAAAUAAUUAUGUGACUGAAGUGUAGGCUUUCAGCAUUAAUUCAAAGGGUUUAACAGAAAUGUAGUAUGAGCCAUUUUCAGGGUUGAUUCCAAGUGUAGAAUUUGCAUUUGAAAGCUGUUGCUGUUUACUGUCAAUGUGAAGUCCAAAGAGCUUUGCAUACAAGUGAAAACAGUCCGUCAUUAGGCCGAGAAAACAAAACAAACCAUCUGAGAUACAGCAGAAACACCAGGAGUGGUCAAAUCAACCAUCUGUUACAUUCUUGAAGAGAAGGAAUGCACUGGUGAGCUCAGCAACACCAGAAGACAACUGUGCUGGAUGAUCUCAGAAUUCGUUCCUUACAAUCAAGAUAAGAUUUCACAAAAGUAAAUACAGAGGAUUUCCUACAAAGUGCAAACCAUCGGUAAUCCUCAAGCAUAGGGAGGACAGAUUAGACUUUGUCAGAAAAUAUUUUUCAAAAACCAGUCCAGUUUUGGAACAGUUUUCUUUGGACAACUGAUUUUAAGAUCAGUAUGUACCAGAAUGAAAGUGUGGAGAAGAGAAGGAAUGGCUCAUAAUUGGUAGCAUACUACAUCAUCUCUGAAACAUGGUGGAGGCAGUGUUAUGGCAUGGGCAUGUGUGAUUCCCAAUCAAAGU